AUGGAGCCGGCUGCGUACAGCGAGGUCUACCGCCUCAAGUCCAACCACUCGGAGCUGCAGAUGCACAAGCGGACGCUGGAGCGCCAGCUCGAGAUCAAGAAGGACCAGCUCAAGGAGCUCCAGCGGGCAAUUGCGGCGUGCGAGGCCGCCACGGACGACGCUUCGCCGCGCAAGCGCAGCAGUGCCAAGCAGCGCCUCGUCAUGACCACAUAG
Molecule: messenger RNA, 213 nt
Organism: Saprolegnia diclina VS20
Lineage: Eukaryota; Oomycota; Saprolegniomycetes; Saprolegniales; Saprolegniaceae
Exons: 1
Coding region: 1-213 (70 amino acids)
Source: RefSeq, a predicted model, not a curated record